UAGUAGGCAUUUGUUUGUUUCUCCCAAUAGAAAAAUUCCGAAGAGAGAAUAAAAAAUAAAAAGAAAGAAAAGCGAGUUUUAGUAGAAAUAUCUCAUCCUAUAUCGACUUCACUAUCCCUUCUUGGCAAAAAUAGGAUAGUCCAGUUUGGGUUCCGCUUCAUAACAGACAUGCUGGCUGCUUCUCUAUUGAUUUCAGCUUAGGUUUUCUCGAUGUUAACGUUAAAAUACGUAACCAUUCGCGAAAAAUGAGAAGAGAAUACAAUUCUAAAACGUUUAUUAAGAAGUUUAAAAGGACAUUGAGAUUAUGAAGAAGUUUAUGUCAGAUAAAUAUUAAGAAAUAAAAAAAAAAAAUGGAACCAAUGAUUGGUACUGAAGCUUCUCCAGAAGAGCUAAAGAAAGCAUUAGAAUGGGAAUUAAGUCUAAGUAACAGCGAUUUGAGAAGUCACGCCUGGUAUCACGGGACCAUCCCUCGUCAAAGAGCGGAAGAGCUAAUGUCGAACGAUGGCGAUUUUCUGAUCAGAGACUGUAUAUCCCAUCCCGGCGACUACGUACUGACGUGUAAAUGGAAAAACUCGUCGCUACAUUUUGUUAUUAAUAAGGUUGUUUUCCAACCCUUUACAGUCUACGAGAAAGUACAGUAUCAGUUUGAAGAAGACAGUUUUGAUACAGUACCUGAUCUAGUAACUUAUUAUGUAGGUAAUAAGAGAGCAGUGUCGGCCGCUUCUGGAGCUAUUAUAAAUUGUCCCGUAAACCGUACAAUGCCACUUACAUAUUAUGCUAGCAGAUACGGAUUGCAGUGUCAACUCCAUUAUGCUGCACUGGCUGCCGAAACAGAUAUCAGAGAAGCCGAUCGAAGUCCGUGUUUGGCAAGAAGACAUUCGCAACCCUGCGAGGACGGAAGUUUGUCGGCAGAAUCUCAUCCCGGCACCUUUAACAAAACGGCCACUUCUUCCGUUGCAGGAUUUGCAACUCUGCGGCCACAUCAUCAACCUGCAGGAUGGAAAGGAAUGGCAAGAAUUGGUAGCGAUCCUCAGCUUAGUCCCACCCAAGAGCGAGAUGGCCCUCCACCCAAACCUAGUAGACUACCUAGCCAACAUGUAUACACAGAACCCAUUUAUAAAGAUGGCAAUGCUCCAAGUAACGGCCAUUCACCAAAUAUCAACAUAACAGAUAUGUCAACUCCAAAUUUAAAUCCCCCAUCUUGUUACGACUUAAAUAAAUUUGCAACCACAUUACUUCAAACAGAAAACAAACCUCUAUUGAAGGAACCAAUGAUUGGUACUGAAGCUUCUCCAGAAGAGCUAAAGAAAGCAUUAGAAUGGGAAUUAAGUCUAAGUAACAGCGAUUUGAGAAGUCACGCCUGGUAUCACGGGACCAUCCCUCGUCAAAGAGCGGAAGAGCUAAUGUCGAACGAUGGCGAUUUUCUGAUCAGAGACUGUAUAUCCCAUCCCGGCGACUACGUACUGACGUGUAAAUGGAAAAACUCGUCGCUACAUUUUGUUAUUAAUAAGGUUGUUUUCCAACCCUUUACAGUCUACGAGAAAGUACAGUAUCAGUUUGAAGAAGACAGUUUUGAUACAGUACCUGAUCUAGUAACUUAUUAUGUAGGUAAUAAGAGAGCAGUGUCGGCCGCUUCUGGAGCUAUUAUAAAUUGUCCCGUAAACCGUACAAUGCCACUUACAUAUUAUGCUAGCAGAUACGGAUUGCAGUGUCAACUCCAUUAUGCUGCACUGGCUGCCGAAACAGAUAUCAGAGAAGCCGAUCGAAGUCCGUGUUUGGCAAGAAGACAUUCGCAACCCUGCGAGGACGGAAGUUUGUCGGCAGAAUCUCAUCCCGGCACCUUUAACAAAACGGCCACUUCUUCCGUUGCAGGAUUUGCAACUCUGCGGCCACAUCAUCAACCUGCAGGAUGGAAAGGAAUGGCAAGAAUUGGUAGCGAUCCUCAGCUUAGUCCCACCCAAGAGCGAGAUGGCCCUCCACCCAAACCUAGCAGACUACCUAACCAACACGUAUACACAGAACCCAUUUAUAAAGAUGGCAAUGCUCCAAGUAACGGCCAUUCACCAAAUAUCAACAUAACAGAUAUGUCAACUCCAAAUUUAAAUCCCCCGUCUUGUUACGACUUAAAUAAAUUUGCAACCACAUUACUUCAAACAGAAAACAAACCUCUAGAAUCAUCUACAUUGUUGCAGAUUAGACGUCUGUUAUUAGAAAAUGGUCCAAGAAUACUAGCAAAUCACUUGACUAGAAUUGAUUUAGAUAUGUUGAAAAAUAGCACGGAUUUUGAUUUUGGUUUAGGUGUGGUAUCGGGACUUGAACUAAUUACUUUGCCACAAGGAAAACAAUUACGAAUGGAUUUGAUGGAAAGGAAUCACUGUUUGAGAUACUUUGUAGCAGUGACAAUACUCACCUGUAGCAAUGAAGAAGAACGAGCAAAUCUGGUACAUAAAUGGAUUCAAAUAGCUAUAGAAACAAAAACUGCACUAGGAAAUUUAUAUGGAUUUACAGCCAUCAUGCAAGGUUUGGCUUUACAACAGAUAGAUCGCUUGAGGUCAACGUGGCUAACGGUUCGUCAAAACUUCACCGAAAAUGCAUUCACUUAUGAAACAAAAUUACGACCUACGCUUAAGUCAAUGCAAGAAUGCUCCAAUCCGCAAGCUCCCAACACUUGUAUUCCAUAUCUGUUAUCGCUGAUAACAAUAUUACAGCGGCAUAUAGAAGUAAUAGAAAAUAACGAAUUAAAUGCGGAACCACAAGUAGAACCAAGCGGUAAAAAAACCGUUAACAUUCUGUCUCUCGGGCUACAAUGGGAACAGAGUGCUUCGGAUUACGGACUUCAACUGCUCUUACUACAUCUAGAGUUGGGACGAACAUUUGUACAACAAUGCACAACAUACAGGAGGAACGGAGAAAUAGUAUUGGAUAACGUUAAGUUUGACAAUUCCAUUUUAGAUAUGUUCAAAACAGAAUUCCAUCUGAAGUUUUUAUGGGGAAGUAAAGGUGCUAAUGUUGCUGCAGCCGAAAGAUAUACUAAAUUCGAUCAAGUUCUGCAAGUUAUGUCAGAAAGGUGCGAGAGCAGUUAAUUAGCAUAUUUAAUUAAAUAUCUAAUUAAAUCAUUAUCAUAAGUAUACAGAUCAAGUUUUUGCUAUCUACCUCACGAGUUGUUUUGUACAUCAUGUAUAAUAUCUUUUUUUUAGAUUUGAUUUAUAUAUAUAUAUAUAUAUAUUAGCAGGACUAAUUUUUUAAAUAAGCACAAUUUCACUUUAAGAAGUUUUUGUUUUAAAUAUUAUAUGAGUAUCCGUAAAAUAAUUUGUCAAAUUUUGACAACCAUGGAAAAUACAUUCCAUAACAUACAAGUAUUUUUAUUUAUUAUAUAAAGCAGUUAAAAACAAAAAUGCUUUUAAAUUCAUUAUA
Centruroides sculpturatus (bark scorpion) is the source of this 3414-nucleotide messenger RNA. Its product is annotated as breast cancer anti-estrogen resistance protein 3-like. The coding region runs from base 351 to 3083 and encodes 910 amino acids. The transcript is spliced from 8 exons. The record is from RefSeq and is a predicted model, not a curated record. Gene Ontology annotation, molecular function: guanyl-nucleotide exchange factor activity; phosphotyrosine residue binding. Lineage: Eukaryota; Metazoa; Arthropoda; Arachnida; Scorpiones; Buthidae. Gene Ontology annotation, biological process: positive regulation of peptidyl-serine phosphorylation; small GTPase-mediated signal transduction.